AUGGCUACAAAAAAAGACCGUAAAGCGGGUUCUAAAAAAGAAAAGAAAAAUUAUAAAUCAGACAAAAGCCUGUCAAACAUUUUUCCCCCACAAUCAGAUAUGCUAGGAAACAAAAGGAUCUCUGGCGAUUUCACUUUAAAUUCUAACUCCUCAAAAGAUAUUGAUAACACAAAAGAUAGUGCAGACUCAUCAUGGUCCAAAAUACAAAAUAUUCCUCCAGACCUUUUAAAAGCUGCUCUUGACUCUCCGUUUCUGAAAUUUAAAGAAGCAAUGAACAUAAACACAACGGAAUUGAAACAUGAUUUAAGAAAACUAGGAGAAAGACUCAAGAAAUCUGAAGAGCUUAUGGAAAAUCUCACAUUGCAACUAAAUAUUCAGAAUGACCAAAUUAAAUCCUUAGAAAAACAGAUGGAAGAGAUCGAAGCAAAACCAGUGGAAAUGGAGGGUAGAGCUAGACGCUGUAAUAUAAGGAUUAGAGGCAAUCCAGAACAUGUGAUGCAAAUUGAUUUGAAAAAAUACUUGACAGAAUUUCUCACGUUCUUAGAAUUACCCCCGAACAAAGAAGUUAACUUUCUAGAACAAUUUCAUCGUGUUCCCACAGUUGUAAAUCGAAAUAUCAAUAUUCCAAGAGACGUUCUGAUAUGCUGCCACACUUAG
Pelobates cultripes (western spadefoot toad) is the source of this 657-nucleotide messenger RNA. The record is from the annotation of a GenBank genome assembly. Lineage: Eukaryota; Metazoa; Chordata; Amphibia; Anura; Pelobatidae.